Molecule: messenger RNA, 5001 nt
Organism: Coffea eugenioides
Lineage: Eukaryota; Viridiplantae; Streptophyta; Magnoliopsida; Gentianales; Rubiaceae
Product: paired amphipathic helix protein Sin3-like 3
Exons: 23
Coding region: 279-4433 (1384 amino acids)
Biological process (GO): negative regulation of transcription by RNA polymerase II
Cellular component (GO): chromatin; histone deacetylase complex
Molecular function (GO): transcription corepressor activity
Source: RefSeq, a predicted model, not a curated record
CCAGCUCAAAUUCUUGAAUAUAUGAAUAAAUAUAUGCAAAAAUAUUAUUCUUUUGAACAGUGAUAAUUGAAAUUCAUUAAAAACAGGUGACGAUUACAGAGCCGGAAAGCUCUAUUGUUGAUUUUUUUUUCAGAAGUUGAAGGAUCUCAGCAAUUUUGCAGGAUUUGUCGAUAUUUCGUGAGUGAUCUCUGUAACGGAAUUUUGAUUUUUUUUCCUGGAAUUGGAGUGAAUAAAAGAAUAAAAUUUUUUGACGAAAUUGAUGAAUAAUUAACGGAGAGAUGAAGCGGUCAAGAGAUGAUACGUAUACGAGUUCUCAACUUAAGCGCCCUAUGAUGUCUUCUCGGGCUGAACCCUCUGGGCAAUCACAAUUGAUGGGCGGAAGUGGCGCACAGAAGCUAACGACUAAUGAUGCAUUGGCAUAUCUCAAGGCUGUAAAGGACAUCUUUCAAGACAGACGAGACAAAUAUGAUGAGUUUCUUGAAGUCAUGAAGGAUUUUAAAGCUCAAAGGACUGACACAUCCGGUGUCAUAUCGAGAGUGAAGGAAUUAUUUAAAGGACACAGAGACCUGAUUUUGGGUUUCAAUACCUUUUUACCAAAGGGAUAUGAAAUUAUCCUUCCACCUGAGAAUGAACCACCUCCUUUGAAGAAGCCGGUUGAAUUUGAAGAAGCAAUCAGUUUUGUGAACAAAAUUAAGACUAGAUUUCAAGGUGAUGACCAUGUGUAUAAAUCUUUUCUUGACAUUUUGAAUAUGUACAGAAAGGAGAAUAAAAAAAUCACAGAGGUUUAUGAGGAGGUUGCUGCUCUUUUUCGUGACCACAGUGACCUUCUUGUUGAGUUCACUCAUUUUUUACCUGAGACCCAAGCUGCAGCAUCUGCCCGUAAUGCUCAGCUUGGUCGGAAUUCUUCCCUGCGUCGUGAUGACAGAGGCUCUCCCAUGACAAUGGCAAGGCCUAUGCAUUUUGAUAAGAAACCUUCUUCAGCAUAUGGGGACUAUGACCCAAGUGUUGAUCGACCGGAUCGGGAUCCUGAGAAAGUACUGAUGCGAUCUGACAAGGAGCUGAGGAGGCGUUUCAAAGAAGAGGAGAAGAGACGAGAAGGCAGAGAGCUAAGAGAACAAGAGUAUGAUGCUAGGGAUUUAGAUGAUGGGACACAUCAUUUUUCUCACAGGAGGAAAUCUGGUCUCAAGGAAGAUUCUGAUGGCGCUUACUAUCAUCAAGGCAUGCAAGGCCAAGCGCUUGCUUUCCGUGAGAAGGUGAAGGAGAGAUUACUGAAUUCUGAUUAUUACCGGGAAUUUUUGAGGUGCCUUCACAACUACGGCAAUGAAAUAAUCACAAAAUCCCAGUUGGAAAAUCAGGUGGCUAAUUUGCUUGAAGGACAUCCAGACCUUAUGGAAGAAUUCAAUGAAUUUGUAGCUCGUGAUAAAACUGGAUCCUUGUGGAAUGAUGGACAAAUUUCUAGAUCAGUGAAGGUAGAGGAUAGAGAAAGAGACAGAGAAUGGGACAGGGAAGAGAGAGAUAAAGAUCAUAGUAAUAGAGAAAGGGACAGAUCUGACAGAGGGUUGGCCUUUGGUUUUAAAGAUGUUGCUGGGCCCAGGAUCUCCUCAUAUGCAAGCAAGGAUAAGUUUUUGGCAAAACCAAUUCAAGAACUUGACCUUUCUAACUGUGAGCGCUGCACUCCCAGUUAUCGACUUCUUCCAAAGAAUUAUCCAAUUCCUUCAGCAAGCCACAGAACUGAAAUUGGCGCUCAAGUACUAAAUGAUCAUUGGGUAUCUGUCACUUCUGGAAGUGAGGAUUACUCUUUCAAACACAUGCGCAAGAACCAAUACGAGGAAAGCUUGUUCCGUUGUGAAGAUGACCGGUUUGAAUUGGAUAUGUUGAUAGAGUCGGUGAAUACAACAACAAAACGUGUUGAAGAUUUGUUAGACAAGAUGAAUGAUGACUCGAGUCCAAUUUGUGUUGAAGACCACUUUACUGCUCUAAAUCUUAGGUGCAUUGAACGUCUGUAUGGUGACCAUGGGCUUGACGUGAUGGAUGUGCUGAGGAAGAAUGCCCCUCUUGCAUUGCCAGUUAUAUUAACUCGCUUAAAACAAAAACAAGAGGAGUGGGCAAAGUGUCGUUCUGACUUUAACAAAGUAUGGGCUGAAAUCUAUGCGAAGAACUAUCAUAAAUCACUUGAUCAUCGCAGCUUCUAUUUUAAACAGCAGGACACGAAAAGCUUGAGCACUAAAGCACUAUUAGCUGAGAUCAGAGAAAUUUUUGAUAAAAGGAGCCAAGAAGAUGAUAUGCUGUUGUCUACAAUUUCUGGAAGGAGACAGCCUUUAGUUCCUCACUUGGAAUUUGAGUAUCCUGAUCCUGAUAUCCAUGAAGACCUAUAUCAACUGAUCAAAUAUUCUUGUGGGGAAGUUUGUACCUCCGAACAGUUGGAUAAAGUUAUGAAGAUUUGGACUACUUUCCUGGAACCAAUGCUUGGUGUUCGCUCCAGGCCUCAGCGUGAGGACACUGAGAUUGUUCGAAAGGCUAGCAAUUGUUCUGUUAGAACUAUUACCAAUACUGUUUGUGGGAGUGAUGGUAGUCCUCCUGGCAGUGCAUCUGUCAUUGAUUGCAAACAGUCAGAUGCUUCUAAAAUUGCAGAGGAAAGUAUUCCCUCUGAACGCUCAACUUCAAGAAAUGGUGGUAAUGAAGUUAAAGAUGAUGACUCACAUGAUGCAGCACAUAAGAGUGACAGUUUAGGCAAUGCUUCACCACCUGCAAAGAUCUGCAAUGAUGGCAUUGUGGCAGAUGAAUUUUCUGAGAUCAGCAAGCUAGCUUCUCUUGGCGAGCAGCUAACUAGUUCUAGUGCUGAUGGACAUGAAAGAGCUAAUGCAGAAAAUGCUUCGGGAUCCUGUGCUACUCCUGGCAAACCUGGUGAUGUCACUGCUGAAAUUGAGCUUCAGAUGAGAGCUAGUAAUGAAUCUCAGAAUGCUGAUUGUACCCAACCUGAGUCAUCUUCAGCUGUUACUGCUCCAGAAGGCAUCAAAAUUCAGAAAUUCCAAGAAGAAUCUGUAGCCCACUUCAAAAUGGAGAGAGAGGAAGGGGAAUUAUCUCCUACUGGUGAUUUUGAGGAGGAUAAUUUUGCAGAAUGUAAAGAGGUGGAACGUGAUGCAAAGGUUAAUGCUCAUAAGACGCAGCAUCAGGAUGUAACUGGAGGAGGAGAAACUUGUGGCGGAGAUGCAGUAGGAGAAAAUGAUGCCGAUGGUGAUGAUGAAGGUGAAGAAAGUGCUCGUAGGUCAUCAGAGGACAGUGAGAACGCUUCUGGAAAUGGUGAUGUUUCAGCAAGUGAAUCUGCUGAUGGAGAGGAGUGCUCUCCUGAAGAGCCUGAUGAAGAUGGAGAGAAUGAUGCAAAUGAUAACAAGGCUGAAAGUGAGGGUGAGGCAGAAGGAAUAGCAGAUGCUCAUGAUGUUGAAGGGGAUGGAGCUGUUUUGCCACACUCAGAACGAUUUCUGCAGGCAGCUAAGCCUCUAACAAAGUUAAUUCCUCCAGGAUCACCUGAAGGGGAUAAGGGUUCUCAGAUCUUCUACGGGAAUGAUUCCUUCUAUGUGCUUUUCAGGCUUCACCACAUACUGUAUGAAAGAAUACACAAGGCAAAGUUGCAUUCUUCUUCUGCUGAAAAUAAAUGGAGGGUUUCAAAUGAUACAAAUCCAACAGACUCCUAUGCUAGGUUUAUGAAUGCUCUUUACAGUUUACUAGAUGGUUCUGCUGAUAAUACCAAGUUUGAGGAUGACUGCCGGGCUAUUAUUGGAACUCAAUCUUAUCUUCUUUUUACAUUGGACAAGCUUAUAUAUAAACUUGUCAAACAACUACAAACUAUUGCAACCGAGGAGAUGAACAACAAACUUCUUCAACUACAAGCAUACGAGAGAUCAAGAAAACCGGGAAAAUUUGUUGAUUGCUACUACAAUGAAAACGUCCGCAUCUUUCUUAAUGAUGAGAACAUUUAUCGAAUAGAAUGUUCAUCUGUGCCAACAAGAUUGUCUAUACAGCUCAUGGACUGUUCGUUUGAUAAACCAGAUUCAAAUGCUGUUUCUAUGGAUCCAAACUUUGCAGCUUAUCUGACAGAGUUUCUGUCUGUUGUUGUUCCUGAGAGAAAGGUCAAUCCUGGGUUGUACUUGAGAAGAAAUAAGCGGAAAUAUAUGCAUUUAGAUGAAAAUGAUGCUUUCAUGGAGGCUAGUAAGGGACUUGUGAUGCGUAAUGGUCUGGAGUGUAAGAUUAAUUGCAACACAUCAAAGGUAUUUUAUGUUUUAGACACUGAAGACCUUUUGUUAAGGAGGAGGAAGAAGAGGAGAAUUUCGCAUGAGAAUGGCUCAUGCAAUGGGCAUGCAAAGUCUUCAAAUGGUUUUUUCAAUAAAAUUUGGGACAAAUUGCUGUUUAGUCAAUAUGCAGUUCUGCAGGAGUAACAGUUGAUAGGUGUAUCUUCGUCCUUUACUCCGGAAUGUGCAUCUCUCACAGUAUUUAGCCUUUAUAUAUGCUAAUAACUUCAUGUUUAUGUACUACAGAACUUUCGAGUUAGCUAUGCCUAGUAUCUUGCAUGAUCUGAAACCUCAGACAUCGGUAUCUUUCUUUCUCUUUUGACUCCUUUCUCUUGGUUUCAAUACAGAGUACAGAAUAUAGAGCUCCUGAUAUUUCUGUCAGUGUAUUCUUCAGUGGUGAACCAUGCACAUUAGGUAGAGGUGUUCGAAAUUAGUUUACACCAGAAGUGGAUAUACUACUUGAUCUCUGCUUUGUCAUGUAAUCUAGCUCUCAUCAAAUGAAUAAGGAUGAGCUAAAGAGAUACUAGUGGCUUAGGAGUUACAUUUUCUGUUCAAAUCUUGGAGAUAGCAAUGAUGUGUAUAUAUUGGCACCGUGAUACAUACCUUUUGUUGGUGACCAUUCAGGCCUUUUCUUUUCAAGUUGCUUUCAGAACGCAUGUGUAGGAAAAACAUGUCCUGGUUUCUUUUCGACUAAAACAACUCUUUAUUCAGUAAA